Messenger RNA from Symbiodinium pilosum, 4158 nucleotides. The record is from the annotation of a GenBank genome assembly. Lineage: Eukaryota; Dinophyceae; Suessiales; Symbiodiniaceae.
AUGUUUGAUGAGGAUGACAGUCAGACAUUCGAGUCGUCUGAGUUUGUGGAGAUGAUCUCCGCAUUCUUCUUCGGAAUCGCCUGUGCGUUUGGACUCUUGGAGUUCCCGCACAUCGUUCCAAAGCCCAGCAUGCGUCAGAAACUCGGGAAGCACUUGUUUGACCGUCUGGUAUCGGCGGCUUGCUGCAAGAUCACCUUCUGGGAAGCCAAAAAGAUCAAAGCAGAGGAUUCUGCACCUUUCUGGCUUAUUGAAGAGUGGUUUCUCGGCGAGUCUGGAGACCCGCUCUCUGCUCCCUUUGCCAUGUUCUUAGAGCGUUUUUCAGUCCGCGGCGUGGAUGACGACCCUGAGUUUUUCGAGGGCGAGGAUAGGAGGUUCAAGUUGUCUCACACGGGCCCGGUGGAGCCGCCCUUGGAGACUGCAGCUUCGCUGGACUCGAGCUUAGAAGAGAUGGAAUUCCUGCGAGAGAAUGGCCAGAAAGUCAGUUUGGGAGUGUUCCUCAAGAAGCUGUGCCCAAACGCAAAGCCUCGCCACCUCCGCAUGUUCCAGACUUGGCUGAAGGAGUUGGACCACAUAGAAGAACUGAAGGUGCAGUGGGCCACUGCCCGCAGGAUGUUGAAUCACUUCGAAGGCUUCAUCGCCCGGCCAGUCUUGCCAGCGAGGGUUCGGCAGGAGUUGCUGACGGAGCAUGAGAGCAUCCAUUGCAGUGCCAGUGAGGCCCGGGUGAUGGCCUGCGCGAUGCGGAAGAAGUUCUUUCAGCAGGGCUCCGCGGUAAACAAGGACGAUUACAUUGCUGCAAUGUGUCCCACUGAAUUUCGUCCGAAAGAAGGCAACCCUCUCAUCGAUCAGGUUGUGGGUCAAUUGCUCCGCAUGAACGUGACAAACGUGGAAGAAAGCCUCAAAAGCAAGGAGGCUUUAUUUGCAAGCCGCAGCGAGGCGGCUGCCAACAGGAGGAAAUUCAUCAAGCCAGCGGUCCCGGAGCAUCAAUGGGCGCAGUGGAACCAGGCGUUUGAUGCCUUCUCCCCAACGGAGACGGCUACAGCAUCAGGACGCCUGAGCGUGUCGGGAUUUGUUCGGCAGAACGACGUUUGCCCGACUAUAUGUGAGUUCAUGUGUGAGAUUAUCAGGCGCAACCGCGCUGAGGGGCAUGAGCCCAGCUUUUCGAAGGAGGAAUUCCUCCAGAAGAUGCUUGAGAUUAGUGCUUGUCGUGUGAGGAAGGACACGCUGCGCCAAGGUGGAGUUUUGGCUGUGAGGUGGAAGAGGGAUGAAGAGGGAAGCCCCGGAGCUAGUGCAUCCUCGACCCUGAUAGGCAUCUAUCUAUCGCAGUUAGAAGCCUUCCUCCUGCUCAUCCUCCCCCUCCCCGCUGAACACAAUGAACUUGAAGCAACGCUGCAGCCUCGACAACGACAAGCUGCAGAUGAAGUUGCAGACCUUCAGCCUGUCGUCGGACAAGUUGGUGCGCCCUUGACAGCAUGCCUAGACCUGAAGGCAGUCUGCGUGCUUGCUUGCGUUGAGAUCUUCAAGAUCUUGUUGUGCUUUCCGUCUGGCAACGGUAUGGGACAUGUCAUGAAGCAGAUUCACUCUUCAAAACGUGGCCCAAAGCUUGCUGCAACGAGCAGAAGCUUGCUUAGUGGAACACCACACCUGAGCACCAACAAGUCACGACACCGCGAGGCUACACCAACGCAAUCAGAGACCUUGAGACUCGAUCUUACACUAGCAAAAUACAAGCAGUGCAGCUUUCAAUGGUUGCUGCUUAGCAGCACUUCCUCAAAGAUGUUUGCGACUUGCCUGCAGACAUUGCUCAGAAGCCAAUGCGAUUUUGUGAAUGAAGUCGACCACUGGAAGCUGAUGGAAGCUAAGGGUGCAGUGCUGUCGGCCUUGGCCCGAUGGUUUCUUCCAGGUAAUCACCGCCAGGAGGUACCAGAGGCCCGCGCCAACGGCCAUGCUGCUUCCCAACAGAAGGUGGAGAUGGACAAAGAGCCCGUCACGCCGGUUGAGAAACCGGCGUCCAUCGCUUCAGCACAGAGAGAGGAGCCAGCGGAGCAGGCAGCUUUUGUGCUUUCACUCCUGCAGUGCACGCCAUCCACAGCCAAAUGGGUGGAUGCCCUUGUUUGGGCAAAUUGGUUGGUCGUGCUCAUUGCGGUGGCAGAUUUUAGUGCCGUCAAGUUCGCUCAUUUCAUGCGUCAGUUUUGUCGCUACCAGUUGUCACUUCCAUGUCGAGACCUGAGCAAGGUGGUUCUUCCAUUGCCUGCGCGGAUAGCAGAGCAGAUUCUGCCUGCGGAGGCUGACUUCUGGUUCAGGGCAGCGCCGUGUGAAGCGAGUGCAGAACUGAAGCAGCAUCACGUGCCCGCGCAAGACGAACUGCAUGAGGCGUCCAAAACUGCUGUUUUGCACAGGAAGUUGGAAGCGAUCAAGCAGGCAACCAAGCCGGUGACCGUUGCAGAGCCAUCAGUGAAAGCUUGCCAGGAAGGCAAAGCUGCCGCCCUGCAGCAAAAGCUUGACAUGGCCAAGGAGGCGAACAGAAAGUCGGCAAGCCUGCAGAAGAAGCUGGACAAGGCUAAAGAGGAGGUCGGCAAAGCUUCUGCUUCACAGAGGAUGGUGGGCGUAGAGGCGGACGAGGGAUCAGAAAGCAUGGCGUCUAAGAAGCGAUCCACGACGGUUAGCAAGGCAGCAAUCCUCCAGAGGAAGCUGAAUGAGGCCACUUUGCAGUUGUACAGGCGCGGAGAUCGUCGCCGUCGACGAGCGGUUCUGCAACCGCCCAAGAAGAAGAAGGAGGAUGAAGUAGCAGAACCUGAGCAGGAAACCGCGAAGCCCUCCUUGCCCAAGAAAGUCAAGAAAGCGGAGGACCCGAUGACGCUCCUUAAGCAGGCGAGCAGCAAAGCAGAAGCGCCCAAGAUCCCGGACGAGGAAGCAGCUGAAGAUGACACAGAGAAAGUCGACAAGGUAGCUUUGGGAACGCGCAAGAAGAAGAGGGAGGAUGAAGCGUCAAAGGGCUUGGAAGAGCCUUGCCAGGAGGCAGGGAAACCUGCACUGCUGAAAAGGGCCAGGAAGGUGGCGAACGCGAGUACGCCAGACAAGGCAGCUUCAUCCUGUCUUCCGGAUGGUGCUUCAGACAUUCGGCCGAAAGAGCGGGGAGCUCGACCCAAGGCUAUCCAAAAGCAGUCUGUCCAAAAGCCAGCGGAGGACUCAGAUGCCAGGACUUUUGGGGAGCAGCCUUUCAACGUGUUCAACGAGUUCCGAGAGAAGGCGCCUCCACUUGGAGACUCCUCAAACGUCGCGGAGGAGCCCGCAAAGCGAUUGCGUGCUUCGCUGAGGCCUACAACACCAACCCGGAGCCCAGUGGCAACAGCGCGAAAUGGAUGGCGGGGCGAGGAAGAGGAAAGUGAUGCUUCCGACUCCUCGCCGUCGGAGCCUUCCAGAUGGAGAUGCGAGGGUGAAGACGACACCUUCGACCUCAGGGACUGGCGCCGGCUUGAACAGCCCAUUCAAGCCUCGACACGGCGGAGCCAGUCCGAGGACGAGGAGGCAUCCCCAGCAGCGAAGAAGCGCAAGCCCAGAAAGAAAAAGAAGAAGAAGGCAGCAAGAGGCGCAGUGUCGUCGGCCGAGCAGGUUGUACAGAGCAGACCUGCCGCUUGGGAGCCGACAACGCACUCGUUGGCGUCCAAGAAGGACCGCCCGAAGCGCACACCAGCCGGAGCCGGCAGGGAGGACGUGGAAGAAGAGCAGCAUGUUUCACCGAAAGGUAAGCGAACCGCCUCUUCCGAAGCAACGACGCCAAAGCGCGGCAAGCCUGAAUCCAGCCCCACCUGCCAAGUUCCGGCCGAAGCUCAAGUUCACCACGAGGCUGAGUCCGUCGAAGACAUCAUGUCUGUGAGCUCCGGAAGUGACCACGCAGACUAUGGCGUCAUUGACUGCCGCUUCAUCUCGGAGAACGACGCUGCUUUGGGCCUACGUCGACGGAUACAGCGCAACAAGGCGAGGGCAUUGGAGGAGGCCAAGAAGGAGGAAAAGAAAGCCAAAAAGAAGGCUAAGAAAGCAGCAAAGCGCGCCUUGAAAGCCAAGCGAAAGGCUGACUCCGCAGAGGCAGCUGCUGGCUGCAGGCAAGAAGAUGAAGAUCCCAUGUGGGCCAAGCUCAUGGAGCUUUCCCAGGAAGGCUGA